AUGUGCAUCCAUGUGUUUAUCCAUCAUACUACUCGUGAGCAUGACACUCGCUUCCUGAGUGUUGUAAAUCCUGGCACGGGAUACACAAUAUACAGUCCGUGGCAGGACCCGCGUACGCAGCCACAGUGUGAGUAUUCUCACACAUUCAGUCCUAUCCCCCCGCACCAGUCAUGCCACUGGCAUCCUGGAUGCUGCCGUCUCGAGCAGGACACCCUCUGUAGCCGGACCAUCAACGCCUGCAGCAUGCGGGCGCGGUACCACCACUUCGUAGACGAGAGCGAGGGUGACAUCAAGGACCUCUCCUUCCUAGGUGAGUAUCUCGGCACCCACCCCACCCUCCUGCUAAUCGCCGGCUGGCUCUUCAAACUCGGCGUCGAGGUCCGCCUCAUGAACCUCCUCCAGGAGCGCGCAAACCGGCGCCUCAACCCCCUAACCGUGAGCGUGGACGACGUCCUGAGCCCAGACGAGUCCGCGUACCUCCGGUCCCAGGUCGCCUUCUACAGCUCCACCGUCGCCACCGCCCUGUCGUGCCUCCGCCAGUUCGCCACGCUCUGGGACCUCAACUCCGGCGCGGCGGCGGCGCACUUGCUCCCGCCCCGCCCCGGCAACCAGCCCGUCCCCGAGGCGAACGACGCGCUGUCGCGCGCCCUGCAGCUCCGCGUCGGCGCGUGGGCCGGUCCGGACACGGCGAACCCCCCCUGGCCCGGCAGCGACGCGGAGAUCGACCCCGCGUACGCGGACGGACGGUUCCCGCGGAACUUGGCGGAGCCGUGGACGCUGGCGCGCGUGUUUGGGACGGGCCAGGUGCGUGAGUCGCCUGUGCUUGCGCCGAGUACGCUGUACCAUGCGCCGCGGCUGCCGCGGUGGAUUGGGCGGAUCACGCCGUCGCCGCCGGUGAGUGGGGGGGAGGGGGAGGGAGAGGGUGCGGAUAGUUCGUUCUCUGAGCUUUCGGUGUUGAAUGGGGAGCUGGAGGGUAUGGGGAUGGAUGAGUUUAGUGCGAGCGAUCGGCCGUAUGGCGAGGGCUACGGCUAUUCUUCUUCGCCGGAUGAAGUGACGUCUGGGGAGGUGGAUGCGGCGGAUGGGUAUGUUUCUUCUCCUGGCCACGAGUACGUCGAGUAUUAUAGCGAUGAAUAUGACGAUGACGAUGACGGCGUCUCGGAGACGGGUAGUGGGCAUUCCGACGAGGAUAACAGCAACAACAACAUCAGCAGCCGCAGUGAUGGUGGUCAUGGUUAUUACUACGAACCAGCAGCAUCACCAUCACCAUCACCGCCACCAGAAUCCGUAGACGAAUACCCCAUCGAAGACCUAAUCGACCACUACCCGCACGGCCCGCGCAGCCGCGUGACCUCGUACAGAGUGCGCUGGGCGGGCGACUGGCCGGCGCGGGAGAAGGAGUCCUGGCAGCGGCGGCGGAACAUCGCGCCCAGCAUCAUCGCCGCGUACUGGGAUAAGGAGAGUACGAAGGAGAAGGAACAGCGGAGGAGGGAGAGGAAUGUGAGGAGGGGCAGGGCGGUGAGGAGGCAGAUGAGGGGGGUUUAUUAG
This is a messenger RNA of Hypoxylon fragiforme, 1545 nucleotides long. RefSeq lists its product as uncharacterized. Lineage: Eukaryota; Fungi; Ascomycota; Sordariomycetes; Xylariales; Hypoxylaceae. The record is from RefSeq and is a predicted model, not a curated record. The transcript has a single exon. The coding region runs from base 1 to 1545 and encodes 514 amino acids.